CAAAGGAGGAGAGAGUUAUGGAGCUCAUAAGGAUCCUACAGAGUUAUUGUGUUGCGUCCGGACAAAGUGCAAACUUCCAUAAGUAUGGAAUCAUUUUCUUUGAUAAUACCUUUGAGGAGCAAAAGAAUUUCUACAGCCACCUCUUAGGGACGCAACCUCUCCUUCAUCAUGCCAAGUACUUGGGUAUACCCAUUGCUUAUGGAAGUUCCAAGAGUGAG
Messenger RNA from Ilex paraguariensis (yerba mate), 218 nucleotides. The record is from the annotation of a GenBank genome assembly. NCBI's taxonomy places the organism in Eukaryota, Viridiplantae, Streptophyta, Magnoliopsida, Aquifoliales, Aquifoliaceae.